Messenger RNA from Camellia sinensis, 2472 nucleotides. Its product is annotated as putative inactive receptor-like protein kinase At3g56050. Gene Ontology annotation, biological process: protein phosphorylation. NCBI's taxonomy places the organism in Eukaryota, Viridiplantae, Streptophyta, Magnoliopsida, Ericales, Theaceae. The record is from RefSeq and is a predicted model, not a curated record. Gene Ontology annotation, molecular function: protein kinase activity; protein binding; ATP binding.
GAUUGAUUGGACUACAGAGACCAAUCGUUUUUCUCCAAAAUUAUUUGAAAUGAGUGAAAGAUGGAGAUUCAAGCUUCGCAUGGCGAUGGUGUUGGUUGUUCUUCUCAUGUUUCAUCACAGCUCGAGUCUGUGCUGGUCUCUCAACAGCGAAGGCUUGGCGUUGUUGGAGUUUCGAGAGAGAGUGGUGAGAGAUCCAUUUGGUGCGCUAUUGAACUGGAAUGAUCUUGACGGAGACAUCGAUCCCUGUUCUUGGUUCGGAGUUGAGUGCUCUGACGGAAGAGUAAUUAUCCUGAACUUGGAGGAUCUUUGUCUUGAAGGAACAUUGGCACCUGAGCUGGGGAGGCUGACACACAUGAAAUCCAUUACUUUACGCAACAACUCGUUUUGGGGAAACAUUCCAGUGGAGAUUGCUGAAUUGAAGGAACUGGAGGUGUUGGAUUUAGGAUACAAUAAUUUUAGUGGGCCAAUUCCAUCUGAUCUUGGCAAUAACCUGUCCUUGUCAAUUCUUUUACUGGACAACAACAAGUUUCUUGGUAGCUUAUCUCCUGAACUUUAUAGACUUAUGACGCUUUCUGAAUUUCAAGUAGAUGAGAAUCACCUCACUAGUGCUGCUUUAGAGGCUAGUUGCAACAGCAGAGCUAGUGCUUGGAGCACAGAACGCGAUGGAAAUGUAGCGCAACGGAGGCUGCUGCAGAUGGCCCCAAAUUCACCCAAAGCUAAGAGCAAAAGACAAAAUAAGAGGGAUUCCAAGUCAUCACCAUUUCCUUCUCCCUCUGCAUCACCUUCAAAUUCACCAUUGCCAUCAAUAUUUUCACCUUCACACUCACCCUCAGAUUCACCAAUUUCAUCUAUUUCAUUACCCCCAUCAGCAUCUACAUCAUUACCACCAGAAUCUCCAGCUGCUUCCCCAUCAGACUCUUUGGUCCCUUCACCGUCACCUAUGCCACCACCAAGUCCAGCUCCAUCAGCUCUACCAAAUCCACCUCUUGAUUCUAAGCCACCAGUGCACGAUCCUUCUCCCUUGCUGCCUUCUCCAUCAACUCCUAGCCAAAAUGUACCACAGAGUUCCACGUCAGAUAAGGAUCGUAAAAAUCUGACAAGACUGAUGUGGUCUGUAAUGCUGGGGGGUUCUGUAUUCAUAUUUUUUUCGGUCCUUGGCUUUUUAUUCUGUCGAAGUAGUAAGGUGGUUACCGUCAAACCUUGGGCAACAGGAUUAAGUGGGCAGCUUCAAAAGGCGUUUGUAACAGGUGUACCGAAGCUCCAGCGAUCAGAACUAGAAACAGCUUGUGAAGAUUUCAGUAACAUAAUUGGUUCUCUAUCAGAUGGCACAGUGUACAAAGGGACUCUUUCAAGUGGAGUUGAGAUAGCAGUAACAUCCACUGCAGUGAAGUAUGCUGAAGACUGGUCAAAGAAAUCAGAAGCCCAGUUUCGAAAGACGAUAGACACACUAUCAAAAGUGAACCACAAGAACUUUGUGAACCUUAUUGGGUUUUGCGAAGAAGAGAAGCCUUUCACCAGGAUGAUGGUUUUUGAGUAUGCUCCAAACGGGACGCUCUUUGAGCAUCUACACAUAAAAGAAGCCGAGCACUUGGAUUGGGGAAUGCGACUGCGAAUAGCCAUGGGCAUGGCGUACUGCCUCGAGCAUAUGCAUCAGCUCACCCCGCCCAUAGCCCACAGAAACUUCCAUUCUUCUUCUGUGUAUCUUACUGAAGACUAUGCAGCCAAAAUAUCAGAUUUCAGUUUCUGGAACGAACUCACUGCAACAAAGAUGGGUUCAGCCGCCGCAGCGCUCUUGGAGACACCAUCCGGAGAUCCAGAGAGCAAUGUUUACAGCUUCGGGGUGAUUUUGUUUGAAAUGGUAACAGGUAAGCUUCCAUACUCCGUGGAUAAUGAUGGUUCUCGUGUGGACUGGGCGUCGGAUUACUUAAAGCGGGAGCAACCCUUGAGAGAACGCGUCGACCCGACUUUGAAAUCUUUCCAAGAGGAAGAGGUGGAGAAACUAUUUGAAGUAAUAAAAGAUUGUGUUCAUUCUAACCCCAAACACAGACCAACAAUGAAAGAGGUCACAGCUAGGUUGAAAGAGAUCACAACUAUGGGCCCUGAUGGAGCUACACCAAAAUUAUCCCCUCUUUGGUGGGCUGAACUUGAGAUUUUGACUACUGAAGCAAGUUAAAGAGGUCAAAUUGCGCUGCAAAGUAUAAAUUUAAUUCUCUUUCCAAUUGUCUAUUGCAUUUUUUUUGCCCUUAAUGCUGUUGAGCUCGAAGUUACUGGUAUCUAAUUUGUUCGAUACAUAUUUUUUUAUUAUAUUUUUGUUGGAAAAUGGUUGCAUCCAAUAUAGGGUACAGGAGUAUAUCUGUAUAUACUGAUAAGGGAAGUCCUGUGUUGAUUUUGUUUUUUCCAUGCCAAGGAUUUGGCAUUUGAUUAUCUACAAAAAUACUAUUAUGAAAUCAAUAAAUAUGAUUUUUCAAGACA